Molecule: messenger RNA, 4169 nt
Organism: Bactrocera neohumeralis
Lineage: Eukaryota; Metazoa; Arthropoda; Insecta; Diptera; Tephritidae
Product: homeotic protein female sterile
Exons: 5
Coding region: 862-2853 (663 amino acids)
Source: RefSeq, a predicted model, not a curated record
CUAGGUAGUGCGACGGUGUGGUGCGGCUUUGGCGGCGGCACAUUCCGUUUUAUCAAAAGUUAAAACUCAAUCGCUUGUUUCUGUUUUGGUCAGUCAGCAGUUGUUAUCCGGUGGCGUUAGGUCUCUCGUCGUAGUCAGAACAGCGUCGUACACGAGGCGAGCAGAAAACGUGUGCUAACGGAGCAUGACAAGCUAAUUAGCAACCAAAAAAAAGUGGCGAAGUAACACCAAAGAAAAUGUGAAAAAAUAUUUUAUAAAAUUAAAAAAAAAAUUAAAAAAGUUUUGAAGAAACACCUAACUCAAAGUGAAUGAAUUUGUCUCAGAGACGCAAACAAAGUGUUGCCAAAAAGUGAACGCUGACAGUUGCUUGACAGUAGGAGUUCCAAAAACCGUUACUUUCGUUUACUUUUGAAAAAGUGGCAAAUUUUUGCUAAAAAUUUAAAAAUAACAAAUAAAAUAUAGCGCUUACAAAAACAACAAAGAGCAGUUCGUCAGUGUGUGUAGACAGUGUUUGUGCAUUUACCGCUAAUUGCAACAGUUCUUGCUCCAGCUACAGCCUUGCAGAGAUUACCAACGCAUCCAAAGGCAUUAAAAAUAAAAACUUCUAAGAAUUGUGACACACGCACACGCGCGCACAAUUCUUCGUACGCUUAGCGCAAUUUAAUUAGCACAUCGUAUUGCCAACGUUUAGCCGUUGCAUUUUGUUUUUCCUUUAACGGUAUUUCCUGUAGUCCAAAGCCGGCGUUCAGCGCAUAAAAAUUAUCCAAAAUUCCGAAGAAUCCGAGAAAAACACCAAAACAGUCGACACGUACAGCGUCGUCAACCGGUACCGGUGGCAGCAGUGGUGGUGGCACCACUAAAAUGGCAUCGAAACGCAAAGCAUCGGUGCUGCUGCAUAAGGAGACCAUCCCAGCUGCAGCGACCACAACCACCACGGACGCGACCGGCAAUGGUGGCGGCAGUGUCACGGGCGGAGUUGUGGGUAUUGGCGCCGCAGCGGGUUCGGUGGCUGGGAGCGUUGGCGGUGACAACAACACCGAAACGGAUCCCUAUGCCGGCUUAAUGAAGGAUGCCGACAAAUUGAAACUGAUGUUGUUGGCUUGGAAUUAUCAGAAUUCAAAUGCGGUACGCAAUGGCACUGAGGGACCCGAUUUGGGUGUAGUUGGCGGUUUGUGGGCACAAUACCAGAAUGCUUUGGCACAAAAUGCGGCAAAUAAUAAAAUGGACAUAUCCUUGUCGCCAGUGCCGCGCACAGAUGUCACAUCGCCCAUGGAGGCGCAGGAUGAGACGAACUCGUCGGGGCAGAAAGAGGAGGAUGAAGGCUCUGAGGAUGAUUCGGAUGAUAAACUAGACGAAAAGUUGGCCACACAUGACCCCGAACGGCUGAAGGCGUUCAAUAUGUUCGUGCGCUUGUUUGUGGAUGAAAAUCUGGAUCGCAUUGUGCCAAUUUCCAAGCAGCCAAAAGAGAAAAUUCAAGCAAUCAUUGAUUCGUGUGCACGACAAUUCCCCGAAUUUAGCGAUCGCUCACGCAAACGUAUACGAACGUAUCUGAAGUCGUGCCGACGGAACAAGAAAACACGCGAAGGCUGGGAUAAUACCACCCGUCCAACACCAGCUCACUUGACGUCCGUGCAGGCGGAGCAGAUACUGGCAAUCGCCUGCGAGAAUGAGUCCAUGAAUGCCAAGCGUAUGCGUAUCGGCCUGGAGCCCAUCACACAUGCCAUACCGGCGCCUGGUUCAGCCGUCGCCGCAGCUGCAGCAGCAGCGGCAGCAGCUGCCGCGGCCGCUGUGGCUGCCACCAGUUCCGCCACAUCCGUGGGCGGUGUUGGCAAUUCCACCAUCACAUCGGUUUCGGCUGGCGACGCCAUCUCCACCGUCACAACGUCUACGCUGCCGUUUGUUGGCGGCGGUGGUGGCGGCUUCGCACGUUCCACACCCAACUCCGAUGCCGCCGAACCACUGUCGUUGACACCAGCCGCUGCCGUUGCUGCUGCUGCCGCCGCCGCUGUGGCUGCUUCAACGGCUGGCGCUGGCGGUGGUAGCGGUGGCAUUAAUUCAGCGCGCAGCUCACCGCUGGCGUUGAGUUCGAACACAAGCGUAAGCGGCAGCACUAGUGGGCUGGAUAUAAAGCCGCUGACGGCUGUACUAUCGAAUGGCAAUACGCCAACUAAUGGUACGGUGGGUGGGCUGGCCGGUUUGCCUGCCACAAGUCCACUUUAUCGGCCAUCAGAUUUCACUUCACCAUCAGCAGCAUCGCCAUUUGUAGCUGCUGCCGCUGCGGCAGUGGCUGCCGGUCGCACGCCAACCUAUCCCGGCUACUUUCCGGGUGUAGCAGGGCUUGGCAAUGUUGCUCCUACGGAUCUCUCCAUGAAACCAUCGUCCACCAGCACGUGUGUUACACUCACCACCGCCCCAACCACCGUCAAUACGAACAACAAUAUCGGCGUGAUGGGUGUCGGCGCACCGAAUCUAACAAGUUUGGUCGCCACUGGCGGUCUCUCCAUCAACAAUAACAAUGCGCUCGUCACCGCCACACAGCAGCUACAACAGCUGCAACAACAGCAACAGCAGCAGCAACAACAACAACAGCAGCAACAGCAACAACAACAGCAGCAGCAACAGCAAGCAAUCAUGGCGACCGGCAUGAAUGCCAAUCAAAUGGUUGGCGGCUCAAUGAACGAUCCCAAUGUGGCUGCGGCUGCUGCCGUACGCCCACCGCCCUUGUUGGCGCACAAACUGAGUCCCAACGAAAUUACGGCAGCGCGUCAGGUAAUCUCGGCGUAUCGGGAGAGCGCAGCAUUUCUGCUACGCACCGCCGAUCAGGUCGAACAGCUGCUUGUGCAGCAACAGUAAAUGACAAAAUUGGCGAAGAGUUGCAUUUUAUUGUGUGGUGAAUAUGUGUGUGUGGUUAGUUUUGAGAAUUGAGAGUUUUCAUUUGUUUUAAAUAUUUUUAAAGGCAUUAACUUUUGAGUUUAAGUAGACGAAGUAGCGUUUAAUUUUUGCUCAGCAAAAACGAAUUCAUUUGCAUGAAUUUUUGAAGGCAGCAUUUUCUAUAGCAGACAUAAACUCACCAUAGACCUCUCUUAAGUGAGCAGGUUGUUCCUAUUUUAACAGUAAACAACAAAACACUUAUAAUAGCAGUAACCAAAAACACAAAGAAAUAGUCAAGUCAACAAAAAAGCAAUGAAAUAAAGUAAAAAAUAGCCAAAGCCAAAUGUUUAAAUGCAAAACUAUGUAAUAAAUAGAUGUUCUACUUGCAUUAAUUUUCUUGAACUAGUAUAGCAGCCAACAAUACAUAACACCGGACUUGUGUGACUAAACGAAAAACUUACGUCGGUCCAAGAAUAACGGCUUCAUUUAGAGCAAUUCGGAUUGAACUGCUGCGAGAUUUCGCUUUAAGAAUCUUAGGAUAUAUCUAUCUUCAUUUAGAGCAAUUCGGUUAGAACUUCUUCGAGAUUUUUCUUUGAGCUCUGCAAACCAAGUUUUAAACGAGAAUCUUAUGUGGAUAUAACUAUCUUAAUUUCGAGUUGAAUUGAGAUUCAUUGAGAUUUCACAUCCAACUCAACAAACUAGUAAAUAAUAGCCUCAGAGUUGUUGAUCAUUUUUAUGUAAAUUUUUUAUAACUUAGGUUGAGAGCAUAGUGGUGCGUUGAAUAAAGCGUCUAAAGGUAGUCUAAGGAAAGUGAAAUUAUGAAAGUGGGACUAUUCUGACUUCUACCUACUGUCAUCACUAUGUUCUCAGCCUUAAGGUUCAGUAAUCAGAUUAAUAAAGUAGGUUUAAUGUUUCUUAGCAGCAUUCUCUGCUCUUAACAAUUUUUUAUAGCCUUCAAAAACCUUCUAUAGCAAUUUACACCCGAUAUUUAUACAAAAAUAAUUCCAAAUGUGAAAUUUCGUAACUUUAUUGAGAAUUACAACCAUGCUCAUACUACGAGUGAAAUGAAAAAAAAAAUAUAGAAAUAAAUUUUAGAUAAUCUCAACGCACUUAAAUGUAUUGAAAAGUAUUUCUUCUAUAUAUUCUCUUUCCAACUUGAUCUUAUAACGUCUAGAAUAACGUUUAGUCACACAAGUCGGGCCAAAACAUAAAUAGAAAAUACGUAUUUACAUUUAAUGUGUAAAUCUCACCCUUGAAAGUCAAUACAAAAUAAUAGUAAUAAAAACAACAAUAGAAAA